Rattus rattus (black rat) is the source of this 2890-nucleotide messenger RNA. Its product is annotated as meiosis inhibitor protein 1. The record is from RefSeq and is a predicted model, not a curated record. Bases 42 to 2729 code for a protein of 895 amino acids. Lineage: Eukaryota; Metazoa; Chordata; Mammalia; Rodentia; Muridae. The transcript is spliced from 22 exons. Gene Ontology annotation, biological process: meiosis I.
GGAUCGAAGCAGUGGUCAGGAGCCUUCAGGGAAGCCUGCAGAUGACCAACACAGAACUGCACAAGCAGGGCCUGCUGCUCUUCGCUGAAAUCCUGACUCGGCAGCCUGAGGAGAUCAGGCUGUUCACAAGCUCGGCCAUGUGCAGAGAUGCCAGCCGUGCCCUGCAGGAGGCCGUGAGCAGCCCUGUGUUAGCAGUGGCCGCUGAAGCACUGAGGGCCAUUUCAGCUUUUCUGAGGAAGGACCACCAGAGCUCUCUGCCCGUGCAAUACGGAGCCCUUCGCGCCUUGCUUGAAGCCAUGCUGAGCCGAUGUAUGGAGUUUUCCCAGACACCUCUGAACAGGAGGUCCCUGGGCCAUGCUUGCAGUAGAAACUUAGAGAAGGCCACUCUUCGAAAGGGAAAGUUCCUCCUAAGCACCCUGGAGGGGUUUAGAAACGCCUGCAGGUUGGCUGUGGAAUUCCAAGGUGAGCCUUCUGCCCAGGAGAAUCCCUUCACAGCUCCCAGCGCAGAGAAGGAAGAUACCUUGGAGGCCUUCUCAGAGUUUCUUCUUAGUGCCUGUGACUCCCUGUGUAUCCCCAUGAUGAUGAGGUACUCGGAGGAGACCACGCAUCCAAACCUGAUGGAGGUUUUCCUGUCAAUUCUACACAGCCUCUUUGUCAUCGUUCCCCACAUGAAGGUGAAGUUCUCCAGGAAGCUUGCUGAUGCAUCAUUCAUACGACUGACCCUGGAGCUGAAGGCCAGGUUCUGCAGUGGCCAGAGUCACUCGUCCCUAAAUCAGGUGUGCUCCAGCUUCCUCUACUACAUGUGCCUCAAUCUCCUCUUUGCUCCAGAGAAGACGGAAUCACUUUCCCAAGAAGAACUCCCUGCAGUGUCUGAGUUCCUACAACAUGGACUGCCCCACAUAAGCAGCAGGACCCCAGAAAGUCUGGCCUUCCUGUCAGAUCGGCAGUAUGUGGAGGUGGCCGCGCGCCAGAGACAGUACUGCAUCCUGCUCCUCUUCUACCUUGCUCACAUCCAUGACGACAGGUUUGUCCCUGAUGCAGAGCUCUGUGUGGCUGUGCAGAGCUUCCUUUUGUCUCUGCAGGACCAGGGUGAGUGCCCUCCACCAGUGGUCUGCAAAGCCGCCAUCUAUCUGUUGGCGGUGUGCCAGGACAAGGACCGUGCACUGGGUGAGGCCGUGGUCAGUGCAAUCAGAAAAUGCCUAGAGGGCACCUCAGACCUGCGCCUGGUCUACACUCACCACCCGCUCCUGCUCAGGCUCUUCCUGGUGUGCCCAGGGCUGAUGGGUAGGUUUGGGCACCGCGUCCUGGAGCUUUGGUUCUCUUGGGAAGAGAGCGGCUAUGAGAACCUGGAUGAUGACUCGUCUCCGGGGCGAACCGUCUUUCCCGCCAACUUCGCAGCCCUGUUCCAGAUGCUCAGGAGCAUGCCCAGCGUCCUGCUCAUUCUGCUGGACCUCGUCUAUUCCAGUCCUGUGGACACAGCCCGCAAGGUUCUGAUUGUCCUGAGGGCCUUCCUUCGGGAGAAUGAAGAUAUUGAAGUGGGCGGUCUCAUCCGAGGCCACUUCCUGCUCAUCCUGCAGCGCCUCUUGGUGGAGUACGGAGCCUCCCCCUCAGGAGCCUCUGGGAACCUGCCGCUGCUGCUGAACCUCCUCUCCUUGCUGCAGCUGAGGAAUGAGUCGGAACAAGAACUGGACAGCAUGGCCAUGAAGCUGCUUCACCAAGUGAGCAAGCUGUGUGGGAAGUGCAGCCCUGCAGAUGUGGACAUCCUGCAGCCCUCCUUCAACUUCUUGUACUGGAGUCUUCAUCGGACCACACCCAGUAGUCAGAAAAGAGCUGCUGCUGUCCUGCUGAGCAACACAGCCUUGAUUGAGCUUCUGGAGAAGAUGCUGGCCCUCACCUGGACAGAGGCAGACUCCUCCCCCAGGACGGCACUGCUCUGCUCUGCCUGGCUGCUCACUGCCUCCUUCUCCGCCCAGCAGAACAGUGGCAAUUUGCAGGUCCAUCAGACAUUAUCUGUGGAACUGAACCAAGUAUUGAAGGCUCUCAGCUUUCCAAAAAAGUCGGCACUGCUGUCAGCUGCCAUCCUACGAUUCCUGCGGACGGCCUUGCAACAAAGCUUUUCCUCUGCCUUGGUGGCCUGGGUACCCUCAGGGGGUCAACCACUGUCAGCUCCUGAAGAUGAUGUCCUAGCUCCACUGGGAACAUCACAAGUGCUAUCCCUGUUGAUUGGGCUCCAGAACCUCCUGGUACAGAAAGACCCUCUGUUAUCUCAAGCUUGUAUUGGCUGUCUGGAAGCCUUGCUCGAUUACCUGCACGCCAGGAGCCCAGACGUCGCACUCCAUGUGGCCUCCCAGCCCUGGAAUCGGUUUUUGCUGUUCACUCUCUUGGAUUCUGGAGAGAAUGCCUUCCUCAGACCUGAAAUACUGAGACUUAUGACCUUGUUCGUGCAGUACCGGAGCAGCGGCAUCCUCUCUCGUGAAGAGGUGGCUCUCAUUUUGCAAGGUGCAGCUUUGGCUGACCUGUCAACUCUCUCAAAAGAUACACUCCAGGCUCUGCAUGGCUUCCUCCUGCAGGUCCAGCGCAUGGGUCUCCUAAAUGACAACAACACGACCCAGACCUUGCAAGCCUCCUUGGAGGGCCUUUGCUCCCGCACCUUCCCAGCCCAGCCAGUCUUUCAAGACAUGCUUUGCCUUGGAGGUGUGUCUGUUUCCCUGUCUCACAUCAGAGACUGAGACAUAAAGGCCCAGAAACAGCAGAAAAAAUGAGACCUGCAGAUUCAGGACACAAUUGUUAAGGGGCAAACGACAUUAUCAGGCCUUUCUCUGGAGCUAUUUUACUCCACCGUGGAAAUGGAAUCAGGAAAUAAAAUAAUGCAUUAUCGUUCUUGUGUGGG